CAGCUGGAGGCCUGAUCAACUCUCCUCUUUGAAGCAAGUGUGCGAGGCACGCGCAGCAGCGCAAUUUCUGUUUUAAGCAUCCAAGGCAUACCCAAGCACCGACAGUGUGCUCGAAAAGGCGACCAUGGCUUUACCACUUUUUCCGCGGUCCAAACCUUUACCGAUCAUUCACUUAAAUGGAUUCCCGGGGACCGGAAAAUUGACCAUUGCGCGAGAGGUGGUCAAAAUAUUACAAGAGCACUUUGCAACCUUUGGGUCGGGAGAACAAAUCAAGCUUGUGCACAAUCAUCUACUGAUAAAUCCCGCCGAUGCUGUCCUGCACAGAACGCAGCCAGGCUACCAAAACUUACGCAAAGCGCUGCGAGACGCAGUAUUCUCGACGCUGAAGAGCGAACCCGCCACGUUCACCACAGCCUACUUAUUCACCGACUGGCAGAGUGGUGAUGACGUUGGCACAGAAGUGUGCAAAGAUUUUCAAUCUACAGCGCUUGACCGUGGGUGCGAAUUUAUUCCGAUUAUCAUCAACUGCGAGCAAGCGGAAAACAUCGCUAGACUUCGCAACAGCGAUCGGGCACUCUGGCACAAGGUCACUGACGCUGAACUCCUGAUACAAUUUCGGGAGGAACUGCACCCACCACCAGUCUUUCUCUUCGAAAAUGUGGAAACCCGCUUGGAACUUGAUGUCACAAAGCUGAGUGCGCAGCAAGCAGCACAGUGUAUCACGCGACAUGUGCUCGUCUGCCUAUCCAACAGCGCAAGCGACAUCCUGCAGACUUCAGAACGAUGACGAUGUAUAUAGCUCUCAGUGCCCUGCGAAGGGCAAGGCCUCGAAAGCGUAUGACUGAAAGUCGACCUGUACAUGGAGGAUAUCAAUACACUUUACCCAACGCCGAGAAUUGGUACUUCAUUUGCUUAAAUUUUCUGGUCUCUCUUUACAAGCUGUCUAUGGUGCUGUCUCCGGGUCGACACUUAACCAAUCCCUUCAAUGCGUUGCAAAAUGCAACGUACGUUUCCACAAACACGUCGUCAGCAAUCUGCUCAGUGACAGAUCCAAUACGCCAUUCGAUAUAUUCUUUGCCUAUAGGCACUGCAGCCUGCUUCGGCAAGUCAAGCUGAUGCUGUAGUAGUCUUGUUUUGGUUGCUUCCGAG
Boeremia exigua is the source of this 1149-nucleotide messenger RNA. RefSeq lists its product as uncharacterized. The transcript has a single exon. Bases 125 to 787 code for a protein of 220 amino acids. The record is from RefSeq and is a predicted model, not a curated record. NCBI's taxonomy places the organism in Eukaryota, Fungi, Ascomycota, Dothideomycetes, Pleosporales, Didymellaceae.